Messenger RNA from Capsella rubella, 1612 nucleotides. Its product is annotated as LOB domain-containing protein 21. NCBI's taxonomy places the organism in Eukaryota, Viridiplantae, Streptophyta, Magnoliopsida, Brassicales, Brassicaceae. The coding region runs from base 292 to 783 and encodes 163 amino acids. The transcript has a single exon. The record is from RefSeq and is a predicted model, not a curated record.
ACCAGUAUAUGAUUAUGAUUUAUGACCUUGGAGCUUGGACUCGAACUCACAACCAAUCAUGCAAUUAGCAAGAAAAAGCUCAAUCCAACACAAAUGAUGCAGAGGCCCAUGCCUUGUCCCAUUUGUUCCCUUCUCUCUAUUACUUUCAAAAACAAAACACACUCUUCUUCACAAAAAGUUAAAAGACUCUUAUUAAUAUAUAAAGGAAGCACGAGAUAAAACUUGGGAAAAACGAGAGCCUAACAUUUACCACCCAACUUCAAAACAAACAAACAAAAGAAAGAGUUUGAGAUGAGAGGGCAUGAGCCACGAUCAAGCUCAUCUUGUGCAGCCUGCAAGCUCUUGAAGAGACGAUGCACUCCCACUUGCAUUUUCGCUCCUUAUUUCCGCUCAAGUGACCUGAUAACUUUCGCCAAAGUCCAUAAAGUCUUUGGAGCCAGCAACGUCAGUAAGCUUCUCGGUGAGGUUCCCGAAGAACAGAGACAAGAAACCGUUAACUCGUUGGCUUAUGAAGCUGAGGUUCGUCUCAAGGAUCCUGUUUACGGUUGCAUUGGAGCUAUAGCUUCACUGCAGAAGAAGAUGCUUGAGCUUCAACAUGAUCUAGCUGUUGCUCGCACUCGACUACUUGCCCAUUCUGGGGGAAACAACCACGUGUCCCCGUUGGAUAAUUCUCCUGAACUUGCUGCUUUUCUUGAUCUUGUACCUUAUAGUGACUUGAUGUUGCUUGAUGGGUCUAGUCUUGAUGCUUACUUGUAUGAUCUUGGACAGCCUCCUUUUGUAUAGGCCUUACCUCUCUAUCAUAUCUCUUUAUCAGCUGUAAUUUUCACUUUGCUUGCAAGUCAUCUUCGAUAAUCUAAAGUAUAUCUCUGAUGUACGAAUUCCAAUAUUCAGAACCAAAUGCUUACUUCAUCGUUUGUAUGCAAGAACCGAGUUUAAACUUUCAAAGUAACCAUCACAUGCGAAGAGAUAACUCAGGUACAUGAUGAGCCUUGGAAGGUCAGAGUCCUUACCAGUUUUGGACCAAGUGGUAGGCCAAGGAGAGUAAAGUGAGGUUUUUUAGAUGCAAAGCUUCUUUGUAAGUCAGGUCUGAAUAGGAGAGCACAUGCUUAUGUAGCCCCAAAUUCUACCAAACAUGAAACAUCGAUAGAUAUACUUCUGCAAUGUUCCUUUUUGAGGCUCCAAUAAUUCAGCCUCAUGUGUCACCUCUUCUCCCUCAGGUCACAAGAGUCUUGUCCUGGAGAUUCCAGAGUGCUGCAAAGUCACAUAGGCAAACAGCCAAAUCAAUAGCUUGGUGGGUUUGAUCAAAUUCAAACUAAUUAUGAAUGAAUGUGAAUAGAUGAGUUCUCCUCAGAACCGCGCUACACAUCUGGUUAGGCAUUCCUGAAACCUGAUUUAGCAAAAGACUAAUCGCACAUCACAAAAAGAGAGAUGAGCACUAUUUGGAACUGCAGGCAGCUGAUACACAAACCAUCAUACAUUGAUACUUCACAAAAGUACAUCUUGAUAUGUCAGAUACUACGAGUGUUCUUUUGGUAAUCCGCAUUGUUACUACCAAUGUACUCUACAAUGCUAAAGAAAAGAAUGAAAAAGAAAAAAACAAGAAGAAAAAAAA